CUCGCGAGUCGGAAGCCUGUGCGCCGCCGCCGCCGAGCCGGCCGGGGCGCACGGAGAGCGCGCGGGACUCGCUGCAGCGGCGGCCGGGCGGCGGAGGAGCCGGGCCGGGACUGGAGCCGAGCCCCGCGCGGAGCCCACGACCCGCCCGCCGCGGCGCCUGCUUCCCCGCACCCCCGCAGGGCAGCGGCGGGCCGCGGCUGGCGUCGGCGGGGCGCGGAGGAACCGCGGCGGCGGCGGCCCCAUUCUCGCCGCCUGCCCCGGCCGGGCCGUGUCCCGGAGCCGUCGGGCAUGGAGCCCUGGAAGCAGUGCGCGCAGUGGCUCAUCCACUGCAAGGUGCUGCCGGCCAACCACCGGGUGACCUGGGACUCGGCGCAGGUGUUUGACCUGGCGCAGACCCUUCGCGAUGGAGUCCUGCUCUGCCAGCUGCUCAACAACCUCCGGGCGCACUCCAUCAACCUGAAGGAGAUCAACCUGAGGCCGCAGAUGUCCCAGUUUCUCUGUUUGAAGAACAUAAGGACAUUCCUCACGGCCUGUUGCGAGACAUUUGGAAUGAGAAAGAGUGAACUCUUUGAAGCAUUUGACCUGUUUGAUGUUCGUGACUUUGGAAAGGUUAUAGAAACACUGUCACGACUUUCUCGCACACCUAUAGCGUUGGCCACAGGAAUCAGGCCCUUCCCAACAGAAGAAAGUGUUAAUGAUGAAGACAUUUACAAAGGCCUUCCUGAUUUAAUAGAUGAAACCCAUGUGGAAGAUGAAGAAGGUCUCUACGACUGUGUUUAUGGGGAAGACGAAGGUGGAGAAGUCUAUGAGGACUUAAUGAAGGCAGAGGAAGCACAUCAAGCCAAAUGUCCAGAAAAUGACAUACGAAGUUGCUGCCUAGCAGAAAUUAAGCAGACAGAAGAAAAAUACACAGAAACGUUGGAGUCCAUAGAAAAAUAUUUCAUGGCACCGCUAAAAAGAUUUCUGACAGCAGCAGAAUUUGAUUCAGUAUUCAUCAACAUUCCUGAACUUGUAAAAGUUCAUCGGAACCUAAUGCAAGAGAUUCAUGAUUCCAUUGUAAAUAAAAAUGACCAGAACUUGUAUCAAGUUUUCAUUAACUACAAGGAAAGGUUGGUUAUAUAUGGGCAGUACUGUAGUGGAGUGGAGUUGGCCAUCUCUAGUUUAGACAACAUUUCUAAGACAAAAGAAGAUGUAAAACUGAAAUUAGAGGAAUGUUCCAAAAGAGCAAAUAAUGGAAAAUUCACUCUUCGAGAUUUGCUUGUGGUUCCUAUGCAACGGGUUUUAAAGUAUCACCUUCUUCUCCAGGAACUGGUCAAACAUACCACUGAUCCUAUGGAGAAGGCAAAUCUGAAACUGGCUCUUGAUGCGAUGAAGGACUUGGCACAAUAUGUGAAUGAAGUGAAAAGAGAUAAUGAGACCCUGCGUGAAAUUAAACAGUUUCAGCUAUCUAUAGAAAAUCUGAACCAACCAGUUUUGCUUUUUGGACGACCUCAGGGAGAUGGUGAAAUUCGCAUAACCACUCUAGACAAGCAUACAAAGCAAGAAAGGCAUAUCUUCCUGUUUGAUUUGGCAGUGAUUGUAUGUAAAAGGAAAGGCGAUAACUAUGAAAUGAAGGAAAUAAUAGAUCUUCAGCAGUACAAAAUAGCCAACAAUCCUACAACUGAUAAAGAAAAUAAAAAGUGGUCUUACGGCUUCUACCUCAUCCAUACCCAAGGACAAAAUGGGUUAGAAUUUUAUUGCAAAACAAAAGAUUUAAAGAAAAAAUGGCUGGAACAGUUUGAAAUGGCUUUAUCGAACAUAAGGCCAGACUACGCAGACUCCAAUUUCCAUGAGUUCAAGAUGCACACCUUCAGUCGGGUUACAUCCUGCAAAGUCUGCCAGAUGCUCCUGAGAGGAACAUUUUAUCAAGGCUAUUUAUGUUUUAAAUGUGGCGCGAGAGCACACAAAGAAUGUUUGGGAAGAGUAGACAAUUGUGGCAGAGUUAAUUCUGCUGAACAAGGGACGCUCAAACCACCGGAGAAACGGACCAAUGGACUACGAAGAAACCCGAGACAGGUGGAUCCAGGUUUACCAAAGAUGCAGGUCAUUAAGAACUAUACUGGGACACCACCCCCGGCUCUUCAUGAAGGACUCCCGUUACAUAUCCAGGCAGGGGAUACGGUUGAACUUCUGAGAGGAGACGCACACAGUCUGUUUUGGCAGGGUAGAAAUUUAGCAUCUGGAGAGGUUGGAUUUUUUCCAAGUGAUGCUGUCAAGCCUUGCCCCUGUGUCCCCAAACCAGUAGAUUAUUCUUGCCAACCCUGGUAUGCUGGAGCAAUGGAAAGAUUGCAGGCAGAGACUGAACUUAUUAAUAGGGUAAAUAGUACUUACCUUGUGAGACACAGGACCAAAGAGUCAGGAGAAUAUGCAAUUAGCAUUAAGUACAAUAAUGAAGCAAAGCACAUCAAGAUUUUAACAAGAGAUGGCUUUUUUCACAUUGCAGAAAAUAGAAAAUUUAAAAGUUUAAUGGAACUUGUGGAGUACUACAAGCAUCAUUCUCUUAAAGAAGGUUUUAGAACCUUGGAUACGACCCUACAGUUUCCAUACAAGGAGCCAGAACAUUCAGCUGGACAGAGGGGUAAUAGAGCAGGCCACAGCUUGCUAAGUCCGAAAGUGCUGGGCAUCGCCGUUGCUCGGUAUGACUUCUGUGCCAGAGACAUGCGAGAAUUGUCCUUGCUGAAAGGAGACGUGGUGAAGAUUUACACGAAGAUGAGUGCAAAUGGCUGGUGGAGAGGAGAAGUAAAUGGCAGGGUGGGCUGGUUUCCAUCCACGUAUGUGGAAGAGGAUGAAUAAAUUCCACUGCAGUGUUACACCCUGCACCAGAACUUUCAGAGAAGGGAUAAACAGAAGCCUGCACAGCAUUGUGAAUUAACUGAAGUGUUUAAAAAGCCACAUUUCUGGCUAUUCAACAUUCUCCCUCCUUUUCCCCUCCUAAGUCUUAAUGCUGGGAUUUCUAAAGAUGCUGGUACUGACAGAUUAAUGGCUUGCCUAGAGCUGUGCAAGAAACAGCCUGCCAGUCUGUCAUUGUCGGGGACUAGGGCACAGCCAAAAGCUUUUUUUUUUUCCCCAAAAGAGCCCUGCAAACACAUCGGUUUGUAUUUCUUUUUACCAUGUGUGGUCAGGCACCAUGAACGCCAGCUAUCAGUAAAUGGUGGACACACAUUUACUUUCUUCUCACGUGCCAUUCACCAGAAUCUUUGAUGGUACAAAGAAGCAGAAGUUUAAUUUUGCUUUUCCCAGCAUGAGGAAAAAUCAGAGUCUCGCUUUUUGGGCAGCUUCCGGGAAAGAUCCAGCACUCCUUGUCUUAAAUUGCCUCACAAGGUGACUCAUCACCUGGCAGACACUUUUACCCCCAGAUGUUACUCAUGAUAAAACAGAGGAGGCAAAUGCUCAGGUUUGCUUCAUAAGUGAUAUAUCCCAGAGGGGUUUUAAUUAUUCAUUUGAUGUUCUGAUUAUAUUUGCAAACUUCUUCAUAUAAAAAAAAAGUACAUAAAAGAGUGUCUUCAUGUUAAAUUUUCACAGCCUUCAUGAUUUCAUAGAGUUAUUUUGGAAAUGUGUAAUUCACUCUAUGAAAUAAUCUUGGCUGGGUAUGUUCUGGGUAAUUUCAAGUAACCUGGGAAAGGUGGCAUUGUUUACAGAAACAGAUCAAGGGCUAUAACUGAUUGUAAGUCAUUUUAUGGAAGCAACAUCUAUUAACAUAAGCUCCCCCCCCCCAUAAAAAAGGACAUAUUUGUUGAAUCUCACAUUUUCCUGGAGUAUUUACAGUAGCACAGACAACUUUGGUGAGGAUUUUGAAAGGGAAGCCCAGCUGGGUCCUAUAUGCAUUUCUGGGACAGGAGGGUCACUAAGACUUUUCUAGUCUUAUUCACUGUGGGCUCCCAGCCUUUUACUAGGAUCUUCCCACCUGCAGGCCCCUUGGGGGUGUCCAUUAACUGGUGGGAAGAUCUGUUUUGCAGUGCAUUUGACCAAGCCUUUACUUUUUAUGUGAGGAGGUUAAAUAUGUUCUUCCUGGGACAUACAGAGUCCUUAGUCAAGACAGUCAGGUUAAGACACUAACUUGGCCCUUUGCUGAUGAAAUAUUUUCUCCGUAGCAGAAGUCUUGUUCUGACAAGAUUCAGAGUGUUUCAUGUUUGAAGACAACCAAACAAAACAUGAGAAGCAUUAAUUUAAUAGAGCCAAACUAGGGACAUUCAGUUCUCAAAUUCUGGAUCAUCUCUGAAAUGAGGUAGGUAGGUGUGACCUGCCCUCUUCCCAACCCACUUUAAUGUCAUAACUUAAUGUUCAGUAGGACAUAUCCCCCUUCAGAGACCCUCGUGAGCUAGGACUUCUCAAGAUAGAUUCAGGACCUUUACCUCAGAAUUAUGUAAACUGUGAUUGUGUUUUAGAAAAAUUAUUUGCUAAAACCAGUUAAGUUUUUGUAUAUGUGUAAAUGAUCACAAAAAUGAAUUUUAUAAAAUGUUCUGUACAGUAAAGUUAUACCCUCAAGGUGUACUCUCAGAAUGGAUUCUUUCCUAUGAAGUCUUACCUGCGAUCCUGUGUCUUGGGAAUGUUUUGUCUGUUACUGUCAGCCAAAUGUUGUUACGGAGAAAGUCACUUCACACAAAUUGAAAUACUCCUAUGUAUAGUACUGUAGCCUAUAUUGUUUCUUUUAUUGUUAUUUUAGCCAAGAGACUCCCUCCCUUACAAAUGGUGUUUGGUUUUCCUGUUGCAUUUCAUAGACCUGGGGGUUUCCUAGCAGAGGACAUUAGAGCCCCUUUUCAUGACAUUGCCAAUUACAUCUUUGUCUGUGUUUAAUACUUUGUAUUGGAAAUUUUAAAUGCUGUGGAUUUGUGUAGAUUUCUAAUACCAAAGACAGAAGUAAACGUUUCUUCCAUAUGCUUUGUCUUGCCUGUAUGCAGCCAUUGUGUAAUAUGGUGAAUUAGAAUGGUAUUUCAGUUUGUAAUAUUUUGUAAAUAUGUCAAUAAAAUAGUUACUACUUGCA
Messenger RNA from Acinonyx jubatus (cheetah), 5020 nucleotides. It is a transcript of the gene VAV3, whose product is annotated as vav guanine nucleotide exchange factor 3. The coding region runs from base 289 to 2832 and encodes 847 amino acids. Lineage: Eukaryota; Metazoa; Chordata; Mammalia; Carnivora; Felidae. Gene Ontology annotation, cellular component: plasma membrane; cytoplasm. Gene Ontology annotation, biological process: cell migration; regulation of GTPase activity; intracellular signal transduction. Gene Ontology annotation, molecular function: guanyl-nucleotide exchange factor activity; protein binding. The transcript has 27 exons. The record is from RefSeq and is a predicted model, not a curated record.